UAACAUGAGUUUUUGGCGAGAAGCCUCUAGUGUAAUUUUAUUAACAAAGUCGUCCAAUAUUACUAACGUAAAAACUAUGUGUUGGGAUCCUUUGAGAGUGCUUUGUAUGAAAAGGAGUGAAAUAAUAUCAUAUUUACCAAAUGUAAUUGUCUUCCCUGGAGGAACUACAGAAAAGUCUGAUUCUUCAAUAGAAUGGGCAAAGAUCAUUCCGGGUUGUAGUAAAUUGAAUUUAAAUUUGAAUAUAGUGGGUUAUAAUGGUAAUUCUGCGAUUAAGUUUGUAAAAGAUAAUGAAGCUGGUUCAAUUUCUAAAGAGCUGUCGUUACGUAUAACUGCUAUUAGAGAAACAUUCGAAGAAAGCGGCAUCUUAUUAUGUAAAAAAGUUAGCACAGAUAGUGCUGACACUGAUUGUGUUUUAUGCAGUCAUUUAGAAAUCGAAAGCAUCGAUAAUUGGAGAAAACUAGUACAAAAAAACUCGUCAAAUUUUAUAGAUUUAUGCAAUAAAAAUAAUUGUUAUCCAAAUGUAAAAGCCUUGCAAAUAUGGAGCAAUUGGUUAUCUCCGCCAAUAUCUAAAUCCAGUUUUGAUACAAAAUUUUUUGUCGCCAUUAUUGAUUCACCAGUAAAUAGCACUCCUGAUGGUACUGAAAUAUCAAAAAUAGAAUGGAAUACUCCAGACGAAAUAUUGUCUAGGUUUGAAUCUGGCAACGAAAUACUAGUUACUCCUCAGUUCUAUGAACUCUCAAGAUUAAAAAAUUUUAUUUCCUUUGAGGAAUUAACCAAUUUUGUAACUACAAGAAAUGGUCAUGAAUGCGAACAAAUGAUACCAAAGAUUGUCGUUACUAAAGAUGGAAUACUCAGUUUACUUCCUGGAGACGGUGUAUAUGACAAUUUUAAUGGUGGUAUGAAAAUUCACUCAACAGACAAAUAUAUUAAACAUUUUGAUGCACACAUAAUGCAUCGAUUAUACUUCAGUAAAACAUUUUUACCAAAAAAAUUGGUAGUUAGUAAUUACGUACCAAAAUAUGGACAUAUUGUACCAUUUAUCACUAAACCUCAUUCUAAAUUAUAACUUAUUGUAUAAAAUAUAAACUAUAAAUUAUAAGCUUUAAAAAUAAGAUUUAUUUGUGAACGGAUAAAAAUUUCAUUGUUAUUUAUUUUUAAUAUAUUCAUUAAUAUAGGUAUACUA
Messenger RNA from Adelges cooleyi (spruce gall adelgid), 1183 nucleotides. Its product is annotated as acyl-coenzyme A diphosphatase NUDT19-like. The transcript is spliced from 4 exons. Lineage: Eukaryota; Metazoa; Arthropoda; Insecta; Hemiptera; Adelgidae. Gene Ontology annotation, cellular component: mitochondrion. The record is from RefSeq and is a predicted model, not a curated record. Gene Ontology annotation, molecular function: hydrolase activity, acting on acid anhydrides, in phosphorus-containing anhydrides. The coding region runs from base 5 to 1066 and encodes 353 amino acids.